AGCCAAGCCAUGUGUCAUCCCCAUUGGCGAAGGGCUAUGUCGGAGGAAUUUGAUGCUCUGGUUUGGCAAGGCACUUGGGAUUUAGUGCAAAUGGGUCUUCAGAUUAAAGAGAGGCAAAAAUGUCCGGUCAUCAAACCCACCACCAUUCACAUUGUGUUUACAAUUGCUAUAAGUCAAGCUUCGUCAAUCCAGCAACUCUAUGUGAACAACGCCUUUCUCCAUGGCAAUGUUGAGGAGGACUUGUACAUGGCUCAACCGACAGGUUUUAUUGAUCACAAUCUUCCUCAUCAUGUCUGUAAAUUGAAGAAAGCAAUUUAUGGCCUUAAGCAGGCUCCACAGGCGUGGUACACUGAAUUGAAACAUUUUUUCCUUGGCUGUGGUUUGGUUAAUUCUCGCUCUGAUUGCUCUUUAUUCAUCUAUAAUAAUGCUGGAAUUGUUGUCUAUGUGCUGGUCUAUGUUGAUGAUAUCUUGAUUACUGGGAAUAGUGCUACUUUUAUCUCAAACUUGAUUCACAGGUUGGGGCAGAAGUUCUCUUUGAAGGACCUUGGUGACCUUAGUUUGUUCUUGGGCAUAGAAGCAAUUAAAACCUCUACUGGUUUAUUUCUUUCUCAACAUAGAUACAUUAAUGAUCUCUUGCAGAAGCAUAAAAUGGAUGGUGCCAAACCGGUUGCCACGCCUAUGUCUACUUCUAGGUUGUCUUUGCAAACCAGUUCUCCACGUCUUCCUAAUGGUACAGCUUAUCGGCAACUCGUUGGCUCCUUGCAGUACCUGUCCUUAACUCGUCUAGAUAUCUCUUUUGCUAUUAAUAAAUUAUCUCAGUAUAUGCAUUGUCCAACUGAGAUGCACUGGCAGGCAAUCAAACGUAUACUCCGAUAUUUGAAGAACACUAUGUUCCAUGGACUACUGAUACGACCCACUUCUACUCUAGCUCUUCAUGCUUUCAGUGAUUCUAACUGGGCAGAGUAUCGAGCUUUGACAGCAGCUUCUUCUGAGUUAGUCUGGGUACUGCAUUUGUUGACUGAGCUUGGGAUUCAUGUUGAUGCCCCACCAGUGCUUUAUUGUGACAAUGUUGGUGCCACAUAUCUUAGCAGUAAUCUAGUCAUGCACUCUCGUAUGAAGCACAUAGCCAUUGAUCUUCAUUUCAUUUGUGACCUCGUUGAUAAGAAAAUUCUUCGUGUCUCUCACAUUGCCUCUGCUGAUCAGCUUGCUGAUGGGUUGACCAAACCACUCUCCUCUUCCAGAUUUGCCUUGCUGUGUUCCAAGAUUGGUAUCGUUGAUGGCCCUACCAUCUUGCGGGGGCGUAUUAUGGAAACACAUCAUGCUACACCACCAAUCAUGGCUCAAUCAACUACACGGGAUAUCAAAUCCUAAUCAUCCUUACAAUCAGUCAUUGCUAGUCAUAUAUUCUGCAUUUAUAAGGAUUCAUUGUAUUAUGUAUGUUUCUAUUUUUACAAGUUCUUUCCAUAUGUGUUAGGGCAACACCUCAACUUGUAUAUAUGUAUAACCUCUGUGAAUGAAUUAGUAUCUUUCACUCUCAAUCUCUUCUUCAUCCUAUUAGUCAUAAGUUAUAUAUAUGUAUAUAUUCUUUCUCUUGUUUCUGAACAAAGUGAUAAGAUGUUCUAGCUCCUAAAAGGAACGUUGUGUUGUGCAGCUUGUGGUUACAGAGUUACAGGAGUCACGUUUGUCCUGGAUCAGUAAUAAAAUGAUAGGGCACAA
Messenger RNA from Rubroshorea leprosula, 1716 nucleotides. The record is from the annotation of a GenBank genome assembly. Lineage: Eukaryota; Viridiplantae; Streptophyta; Magnoliopsida; Malvales; Dipterocarpaceae.